AGGUAGAGCAGGUUACAAGCACAGUAGCAACAGUCACACUGAGAGAAGGAGUUGGAGGAGACACGCGUGCAGGGGUGGAGAACUACCCGGAAUGAGCAACAAGUGACCAGCAGCAGUCUCCACCAGUUGAACCAGUCUUUCCUCGUAUCAACAACGAUGAAGCUUGCGAUUGUUUUACUCGGCCUGAGUGUGGUUGUGAUGGCUAUAAUGGUUUUCCAGGCCGUGCGCCAGGAGCUAAACCUGCGUAAUUUGAAAACCCGCAUCGUGGAGAACUCGGCGGAGGUCAAGACCAAAGAGGAAGCCAUCGUCGAAGCGAAAAACAAAAUCCAGGAGCUGAAGACAAAGCUGGCAUCCGUCAACACUAAGGUGGAUGAGCUGAAGAAGACGAAGGCAGACACGGAGAAAUCAACACAGGACACUGAUAAAAGUCUACAGACCUGUAACACAGAGAAGGCGAAUGUUGAGAAGAAGAAAACGGAUAUGCUUGAGGCCAUAAUCAAACUCAAAGCUGAUCACGAUGAUGUUAAAAAGAAGGCUGGGGGCGACAUUCAGAACUUGAAACAACAGAUUUUGGAUAGAGACAAAGCUAUUUGUGCCUUUGCAGAUACAACCAAGGAAGAAGCACGGAAGCUGUGUGGAAUCUCUGAAGCUCCAAAAUAAAGUCAACUCAGAAACACUCAACAAUGACUGUGAGCUUUUAAACAAUAGAAGCAUGCCAUGCACACAUACUGAUGGGAUUGCAGCUGUGCUUGUUUAUUAUGAGAAAAUAAAAACUAUGUUUUAAGGAAAAAAAAGAAGGGGGUCUUACAUCCAUUCGACAAGUGGCACAGACCUAUGGGUGGGGAAAUGUUACAUAGUUUUAUAUCAUUUUGUAAUGGGAUUGUGUUUGCAUUUAGUUUGGCUUUUUGUCUCUGUAAAACACUUUGACUGAUACGUGUGAUUACAGCUUUCACAAAUGAUAAUAGUCAUUACCUUUUAAACAAAGUAAACUCAAAAACUUAGUUUCCCCUCGGGAUCAGUAAAGUAUUUCUGAUUCUGAAAUAGCUUCCCCUGACCGAACCAGUAAAGCUACUUUUUUAUAGCACCUGAAUCUGUGUGUGGAAGAAUGUGUGAACCAAAUUUACUAUUUUGCUGGGAGCAAUAAGCUUCAUGGAACUAUCACGUCAUGUCACAUGUCGGAGUGAAAAAGAUCAGUUGAACACUCUCAGAAUAAAUGGUAACUGACAAGCAGAUAUUGUAAUUAUUUAAGCCACAAUAAUCUAAAAUUGCCCCAUUGUUUCUGGUUUGAAAUGAAAUGCUGCCUGGCUGAUAAACUUUCUGGUGUUCUCUUGCUUUAGAGGGCUGAUUAUACUGCCGGGCUGUAACCAUCAUACUUUAAACUGAGCUGGAAAGUAAAUGUAACGUACACAAAUUUAUGACACAUGAUAUUAAUCUAUCAUCUUAUUCAUCAGAAACCAAAUAAGUUCAAUGGCAUGUUCCUCUACCUCCCCCUAGUGCAGAACCAAGGAUUAAGAAUGAAAGUCUCACUGCAUUUUUCAGUCACGAUUAAAAGCUACUUAUUAUGCAUAGUUUAUCUCCCAUUUCCUGUCCCUUCAGAUCAAUCUACUACGUUUCGGAGUCUUGCUGCCGCCAAACUGUCUCUGUUUUGAGUCUGUUGGCCUCCUCUGAUGAACAACAAACUGAGAGACAUCUAGUUGAAUCUGUCUUGAUCAAUUUAAGACCUCCUCAAAAGUCCAAUACACUGAAGUUAACUGGAAAACAAAAUGUGGCUGUGUCUUUCACAAUCAUAUUCAAUUUAAGUGAUGUUGAGUGAAAUUGUAGUGAAGUAACACUUCAGUGUUACAUGUGCACUGUGAACAAUCGGAUCUUAUAUGGAUAGGAUCACAUUUGGAGAAGUGUUCAUUAAUUGUGGCAAGACAUACGAGUAACUUAAAUGUAUCAUAAGACUGAAAAAAUGUAUAUAAAAUAAAUAAAACCAAAACAUUUAUUGUAGCUACUUCUGUAGUAGAUGCCCUAUUCAGUUAUUUUGUUGCUGCCCAUUUGUGAAACUCUCCGGCAAAACCCUUGUGUUGUUACGUCACAGUUGAUAAACAUUUUAUGAAAAUUUUGUUCUUAUGGCUACAUCUAUUGUUUAGCAUUCUGUAAAAUAACAUAGAUAUGAACACUGAGUCAUCCUUAAUAAAUAUUUUAAAUGGC
This is a messenger RNA of Siniperca chuatsi (mandarin fish), 2196 nucleotides long. RefSeq lists its product as uncharacterized. The record is from RefSeq and is a predicted model, not a curated record. NCBI's taxonomy places the organism in Eukaryota, Metazoa, Chordata, Actinopteri, Centrarchiformes, Sinipercidae. The coding region runs from base 157 to 660 and encodes 167 amino acids. The transcript is spliced from 4 exons.